Brassica rapa (field mustard) is the source of this 848-nucleotide messenger RNA. Its product is annotated as oleosin S2-2. Gene Ontology annotation, biological process: lipid storage; seed oilbody biogenesis; response to freezing. Gene Ontology annotation, cellular component: membrane; monolayer-surrounded lipid storage body. The record is from RefSeq and is a predicted model, not a curated record. NCBI's taxonomy places the organism in Eukaryota, Viridiplantae, Streptophyta, Magnoliopsida, Brassicales, Brassicaceae.
AUAAAGGUUCUGUAUGCAACAAUAACUUAUAUACCUCUUAUAUACUUUUGUGUUUUCUUUGUUUUUGUUUAGACUUUGCUUUUUAGUAGUUCUAGAUCAUAUCAAUCGCUAUGGCAAAUGUGGACAGGCGUGUGAAUGUCGACCGUACUGACAAAGGACUUCAACUUCAGCCGCAGUACGAAGAUCGUGUCGGUUAUGGAUAUGGUUAUGGUGGUAAUACUGAUUACAAGAGUCGCGGCCCUUCCACUAACCAAAUCGUGGCACUUAUAGCAGGAGUUCCAAUUGGUGGCUCAUUGCUAGCCUUAGCUGGACUCACUCUAGCCGGUUCGGUGAUAGGUUUUAUGCUCUCCAUUCCGCUCUUCCUACUCUUCAGUCCGGUGAUUGUUCCGGCAGCUCUCACCAUCGGGCUAGCUGUAACCGGAAUUUUGGCGUCAGGGUUAUUUGGUCUGACGGGUCUCAGCUCGGUCUCGUGGGUCCUAAACUACAUCCGUGGGAGGAGUGAUACGGUGCCGGAGCAAUUGGACUAUGCUAAGAGGCGUAUGGCUGAUGCAGUAGGCUAUGCUGGUCAGAAGGGAAAAGAGAUGGGGCAGUAUGUGCAGGAUAAGGCUCAUGAAGCACAUGAUACUAGUCUGACCACUGAGACUAAUGGUAAGACAAGGAGGGCCCAUAUAGCGUAAGUAUGAAAGCACCCUCUGUUGUGGGCUUUUGUUGGAAAGACAAUUAUGUAAUUUUACUUUUGUGUCCCAGUUUUUUUCUCUUAGAAUAUAUUGUCAAUGUGUAAGUUCGUUUUGUCGUGUCCAAAUAAAAUAUUUUGUGGGUGAAAUAAGAAAAGAACUGUUGUCUGUUUU